GCCCAUCGUCGUCGUCGUUGUGCCGUAUGUGUGUACCGAAUUGUGUCAAGAGUUUUUCCUUUGCGUUAGGUCUGCUUCUUGUUGGUGCGGCUUUUCUAGCUCGUUCUGUCUAACGGCCCUGUCUGGUCGAUUUUUGGAGUUUGAUCGAAAUUUGUCGUGCGAAUCUACAAUAACAUAAAAAAAAAUUGCCAGCAACAAUCGAAUCAGGAGUGAAGGCAAAAGAAAAAGAAAACUUUUCCCUUAGCGUACCUCUCGACAACAACUUGUUUAAUUUGAGUGCAAUCAAAUUGUAACAGUAGUGGAAAAAUUAUCAAUCGAAACCGCAGUGUGCAAUAAAUCGAAUCGAGUCGAACCACUCCUCCCACGGAACAAAGAUGGCCACCAUGCAGCGUCGUUUGGUGCAUAAGCAGUUCAACUCGCCGAUCAAUCUGUACUCGCAGCGCAACAUCCAGGAGACGCUGGACCGGGAGCUGAAGCAACUCUCCAACGGGGCCAUCGGAAUUGACUUUGACGAUCCGUCGACGACCAAGCCUCCGAGCUUGGCCAAGUCGGCUGUUCUGCAGGCCCUGGAGGAGGACGAGCGCCAGCAGAGCCGGGCUAACAAAGGUUGGCAACGUCCCAGCCGGUCGCGACAACGAGAUGUACCCGCGGUGCCCAGAACCAGCCGAACCCCGUGCAUCGACCGGGACACGGUCAUGCGGAUCAAUCGUCGUCCCGUACGACACCGAUCUUGCGACAACUUUUGGCCCCCGUCGUCGGCACGUACUCCUUCGCCUCUGGAGAGAACGGGCGGACCUUCCGUAGGGGAUAGCGAAGGUGGGUCUUUUGCAUACGAUGGCGUUCGUCGAUACGGUAGCAACGAAAGUGUGUACUUUGACGUGGAAAAGGUUUGCAAGCAGCACAAAAUCGAUCCACUGCGAAGCAAGUUCGACAAGGCCAACGUCGUCCUUGUCGAUUGGGGGCGGAAGGGAAGGGGAAGGGAGGAUAAUGGAUCUUAUGACAAACGAUGCCGGGAAAAAGCUGAUGACACUGCUAAUAAUUCCAUCAAUAGAGGUGAAAAUAUUGAAAGUGAAAAGCGUCCAUCAGUGCCGCGGGGUAUGACAGGCGAUGUCAAAAGGGAAACCUUCGACGAGAUUGAGCAAACAUUGGAACCACCUUCGCCACCUCCGAGACGGUAUUUUCUACCCAUGGAGCAGAUCCAAUCUGGGAUGGGGGUGGAAAUUUUACUUCGAUGUUACAAACUAUCUCCCGAGCAAGAUGAACUACGGAAAGAUCCCAUCUCACCUACAAUGUAUAAUUACCAGGACAAAAUUAAACCAGCUGGGGGACCUGUUCCGGAAAGUGAUGGCAUUCUGCACCAGGAUGGAAUCCAAUCAAAACCACCACUCAAAGUCAGGAGCACUUCAACGAAACGCAGUAAACCACCCACUCCGGUGCACUUCUCCGGCGGUCACAAUAGUGACAUUCAUAAUUUGGACAGUUCGGUUGUCGGCAGGAGGGAUGAGCUCGAUAUACAGUAUGUAAAUUCCGACAUCGAUUUGAUUUUCAAUAUUACCGCCGGUUCUAGUCCAGCAACGCCACCACAAAUCACCGUCACCGAAUGCCGGGAUUCCACGCCGGAUGCAGCCACUAAUCACUUCGACAAUCGCUACCCCAUGGGGCACCAGCAUUCGGAUCAGCAGCAGCAGCGUCAAACAAUGCUACCGAAAACAAGCGACCAAUUAUUAAAUGAAAUAAUAGAUGGAAAUCAUAAUUACAAUGAAAAACUAAUUACAAACAGCGGUCGAUCCGAUAUGGAAUCCCAUCCGGCGACGACUUCGGCAACCUUCACCGAAAGCGACCGCCAAUGUCGCCGCCGCGCCCAACAGCUCCCUAACGAGCAACAUUCAAAAUUAAAUGUAUCAAAUCAGGCAAAUCGUAAUUGGAUUAAUUUAAAUUCAAAUGAAAUUCAUCCCUAUGCCUAUGGCGGUUCAUCUGCUGAUGCUCCUGCUGAAGCCCCGUCGUCGUCAUUCCACAACGAUCCGGCUGCUGCAGGCCAAUGGGGAGAAGAUUCACCGACGACAGCUGCUACACGUAUGACACAAACACGUGUCGUCCUUUGCAAUCCGAUGAUGGCCACCGCUUCGACUACCGAUGAUGCUUCUGACACCGUUUCACGCCCACUGAUGGCCGGGCCUAAUGACCGGACGCCAAUAGCGACACACGUCGUCAACGAUGACAACGAUGACGACGACAAGGACAAUCCAGCCGUUCGCAAUAAUUACGAUAAUAAAAGUGUUAAAAGUAAUUACGGGGAUCCAAUUCGAGCAGCGGCGCCGGACGAAGGUGGCGUGGAGCGACACGGCCAACGGCGAUUGGAAAGAUCCGACAGCCGGGACUCGUCACGAAGCUGGCGGGUUGAUGAGCUUCUCGAGUUUCCACCUCCGCCGCCGUAUUUGUGUCUUUGCGAGGACGAGUCCAUCCCUUCCGGGAGGUGUUCCGAGGAACGUUCGGCGCUGGGAAGCAGCCGCUCGUCCGACGGUGGAGCGCAAAUCUGCGAUAACCGCAACCCAAGCCCAGCGUUCGGCCCACUACUGCAGCCGUCGUCUCCGUCCUCGUACCACGGUGCGAGCUCUUGGAGCAGGGUCGACAAUCCGACAAUAUCCCAAAGCUGUCGUCAGGAUUCAACUUCAUCUACGGUCCCAACGCCAUCUGCCCACGCCGUUGCUGUUGCUGCUGCUGCUACUGCUGUUGAUGUUGGUCCCACGGCCAAACAACGAUGGGACGAUAAUCGCGCUGCAGUAGUGCCUGACACUAGCGGUGGUGGCCACCGUCAUCAACUACUGCGCCGGACUGAUGAUUAUUUUAAAACAAAUUUAACGGAUGAUAAAUUUUUGAGCGAAAACGUAAAUAUUGCAAGUAAUUUAGGCGGUGACCGAUGGGACCAGCAGCAGCAGCAGCAACAACUGCGCAGCAAACUUCGACGAACCAACCAUGCUACCGAUGACCCUCGGGGGUUCAUCGACGACGGCGAUGGUGACGAUGACGACCGGAUGGUCAACAGAUUCCAUCGCCGGGCGGCGCCGUCCAUCGUAGUGCAAACUCACGUUCCGCUGCACAAAUCAAUCGACGCAUUUUUGGACGCCGAGCGGGAGGCGUCAACCGGUGGCAAAAGCAGCACAACAACGGCCGUGACGGCACCACGAUCCUCUCCCCCGCCGCCGGUGCCACCACGACCCGAGGAAUCCGAAAAUAGCACCCGCUUCGUCAGUUUCACCGACGGAGAGUAUAUUUUUGGCCCGUACGAUGCACGGUCCGAAGAAUUUCAACGAUUCGACCUGUGGGAUGGUGAUUUUCACAAGCGCCACAAUCGCCACUGUCACCAUCACCACCAUCGCUGCUGUAAGAAACAAUCACCCGGCGGAACGUCAGAUGGCAGCACCAGGAGCAGCAGCAGUAGCAGCACCCUAUGUCUCGAGUGCCACUGCCAACGCAGCUCGGUGACCAGCAGCGAAACUUUGAAAGGGGACGAAACGCCUAAAUCGCCGCUAAAGCAGCAACAGCGAAGGCCUAGUCAGGUGGAAAAUUAUGAUGACACGCAGAGAAACGUUCCAGCCGGAAACGAACAACCCCAAUGCUCACCAGAGCCAGCCUACGGCCGAUGGGUUCGCUUUGACAACGGAAAUAUCUCCCCACCACCUUCGACGCCCGACCAGCAGUUCCAGUCGACAACCCCAGCUCGAAUACCGACCCCAUACCCAAGUCCAACUCACCCAACGGCAGGCGCUCCAGACGAUCACACCCAACUCCAUCAGAACGUUUUCGAUCAAUUCGCUGCGGCACUCGAGCAUCAACCCCAAUCGAAGCCCGGCGCGGUCGAUUUUGUGGAGAACGUCCCCCUGAUUGAUGUCGUACUCGAUGAUUUGCUGACGUUCUCCAAGACACUUGUCCUGCGGCAAAGCCCGGUCGGGGGUUUCCCGUUAGCCGCCGAACGUGAGGAGGCAAAAAUUGUCGAGAUAAAUGACGAUAAUUUAAUUAAUUUAUUAGCUGACGAUGACGACGACGGCCAUGGUAUUGACACGAAAAGGGUUGACCAAGUGGAUGCUGCUUCGAGGAGUGAAACUUUGCCUUCUAAGCAUCGGGAUUCCACGAAAGAUGAUGCCAGCGGCUCGGACUGGCAUCAAGAAAAUAGUGGCAAUGAGAGCUUUCCAGACGAAAGAUGUGAUCUGAAUGCCAAUGAGGGGCAAGCACAGCUGGAGCCUAAGAAGCAAAACCACUCGGUUGACGAUUCCAAGGACGUGGUAGACAAUUAUUUGAGCACGAGGCGAAAUCACGAGGACAUUUUCGCCAACGUUGCCAUUUUCAACUGGAAUCCACUGGACGUCUAUCAUCAGCAUGGACUGUUUAUGAUCGAUCCACGUUUUGCGCUGGCGGACCUACAUGCCACCGUUCCAGAUUUUUCCUACUCUACCCCCCAUGGUCAAGAUGACAGUUAUAACGAGCGUCAGUCGAGAGCCUGGAACGAAGACGACGGUGGCCACAUGAGAAAUGACGCACAUUUGAAUUCGCCAAAGCGUGAGUCGGCUUCCAAUGAUAGACACCCAGCAGUUCCAGCAGCGGUCCAGUUCCUGCAACAAGAUGACGAAGAUACGGCCCCAGCCCCGGUCCCGGACAUUGGCACAGUAGGAAUAACUGAUGGCGCAGAUCUGUCAUCGGUGGACGUGAAUUCAUUUGCAACUCAACUAGAACCAACAGACGACGGCCGUUUGCUCGAGAGCCAUAAAAUCCCGAACGACAGGACCAGCAGCGCCAGCGGUAGUCCAGCAGCGGCGGUGGACCAUUUUUACGACUCAGCUCACGUUGAAUAUCCGGUGAGGGCAGACUUGUUCACGACCACCACCACUACCAUUCAGGAAUGCCAUCAAUCGCCCAAGGAAUCUGAUUAUGUUAAUGAUCCGGCCAAGAACAUCACCACCACCAUCACCGCCACCGGUAGCAGCAGCAGGAGGAGUAGCCGAAGUGGCAGUAGUAACAGCUGCAGCAGAAGAAGCAGCUUGCAACGGCAAGAGCUCACCGGCGAAACGGAAGGUUUGAAGCGUGUCGCCUGGCCACCACCAGCUGAGCUCGGUGAGGGUGACUAUCAGCACCAACAGCCAGUGCAACAGCCGCAGCAACCCUACCAUUAUCCACCACAGCAGCAGCAGCCCGUUCAUCAUCAACAACAACAACAACAACACUAUCAGCAGCCUUAUACUCAACCGCAGCCCCAGCACCAACCGCGAGAGCGCAUCAUCCCAAUUCAACGGCCCGAACCAUCAACCCAACAGCCACAGUAUCAGCCGCAACCGACGCAAGCUUUCCAACCGCUAGUGUCAUCAGCACAACAUCAUCAACAACAACAACAACAAGAGCAACAGUUUUAUCAGCAGCCGGAGGCCGUCCCACAGCAGCAUCAACAGCAGUUUUAUCACACAACCGCAGCGGACAGUCAAAUUCCAUUCGUGACCACCCUCCGCAAAGAAGCACCAAUGUCGCAGGAACCGACUCCCGUCUAUCACAGCGAACCAGUUGCUGCAAUCUAUCAAGGCGGUACCAAUAUGCGCGGAGAUCAGAAAUGGCCACCGGCGGAAGUCAAGAAGCAAUCUGAACUGGAGAACGAAGAGCGCCUCAAGCUAGCCCAGCAGCCCGCCUUCCGCCCACGUAAAGUGCAAAAAGAUUACACCGACUUUUUCGCCAAAAACGCCCUCAACGCAACCUACCCAGGCUACCGAGCACCACCCGGCACUCAGCACCACUCUUAAAACAGCACACAACUUACACACAUUUCUAGAGCAGCUAUGAAAAUCAUAAGCCUAGCGAAGUAAACACUCAACAACAGAAUUUUAUAGAAAAGAAAUAAUAGAAUGUACUAGAACGUGUCGACCUGCUAAUUUUAGAUAGACUUUUUCAAAUGAAACACACACCAACACAACAACACAGGAACACUUAAGUGAACAACAGUUAAACAAAACAAAGGCGUAAGGGAUUCUCCAAUUCAGAUUGCGAUUAUUGUUACACAGUUACCAAAAACUAAACAUACUUAACUAUCAAGCAAUGAAACACAAACAGUAAAUACGAAAUUAUACUUGAACUAACCAAACAUUUUAUAUAAACGAAACACGCAACAUACACGAAACUAAACGGCUUAGGAUUGAAACAAAUUUUACUAUUUAUUGAAUGUAUAAUUGUUAAGAAAAUAAAAAAGAAAAAAGUGUGAUUGUAUCUUAUGUUAAUCCUACCUUUAUGUUCCUGCAACGAUCAGCUAAUGAGUUCGAACGAUUUAUUUUCUCUCGUUUUCAGUAUAUACCUACCUACAUCUCUAACGCUUAAUUAUUUUUAAUUACUAAUAGAAAUUAGCAACAGCAGUGAAAACACUGAAAGCUUAAAAGCGAUUUGUAUUAUGUUUAAACUGAUGGAGCAACAGGAGGAAGCAAAGCAACAAGGCAGGGGAAAGCACAGAUGAAAAAACCUGUUAAAUGAGAUACACAAGUGUUAAAAGCAAUUAUUAAUCAAAUGUUCAAUUGAUAAUGAGUUUUUAGUGAUAAAUAUUAAACCGCUACUUGGAGAGUGAGGAUUGCCAAUCAGGGCCGUAGGUCGCACCUCUCGCCUGCAGGACAAAUCCCAUAACAUCAUAUCAACACUACUAUUUAGGUAUAAUUAAGAAGAGGGCCGGCCUACAGCCCUGCGGUUUUUCCGGGCGCCAUUGAAGCGCGAGACACCCACGGGAGUGAGAAUAUAAAACAAUGAGGGCCAUAUUUCAUUUAUUUAUUCAUAACUGCCUGUUAUUGUCGAGUUGAGAGAGGAACCCUCGCAUGAUGGGCCACGGAUAAACAAAAAAAAAAUCCGGGUUAAAUUUCACACCAGACGCACCCUGCCAUUUCGCAGCUGGGGCUGUCAAAAGAGCAAAAAUGCCGGAGGUCGCAUACUGCCAUCUACCGGACAGGCACAAAGGAAUUCCAUAGAUUGGCCGCCUCUGAUGAUAUAACCAGCGUGCGGGUGACAAAAUAUAAUUAUUUUAAACAUUCAUUUAUUGAGCGUCCCCUUGGACGUGUGGAAUGAAAUAUCAAGGAAUGAAUAAUUCAUUUGGUUUUUCGCACUUUUAAUAAUUUAACAAAUUAUGGGACUUUUUACAUUAAACAUUUUUGAGGAGCCAUCCAAGAGUUGCACAUCAUGUUAUGUAAGAACUUGUCGGACGUAAUUACAAAUCGGAAGUGCAUUACGUUUUAUAAAAAUGGUUCUGUUGAUUUAUGGCCGUGGACUAUAACAACAGCUUCAGGAAGCAUCAAUGGAACACACUGGAUUUCCUCACGCCCCGGCGGAUAUUAUUUAUGAGGAGAAUCAUUGCAGUAAUUAAUUUACAUUUUAUCGUGGCGACCCGCAAAUGAAUGGCUGGUACGGGGUCCUUCAAAAUCAACAAACCAUUAAUUGAAAAUAACAUAUCUAUCCUGUUCAUCGAUAGCUCAACCUGAAAAAAAACGGCCUACUACGACCCAAUAAAUAACCACCACUUGACACACCGGGAUGAUGCUUGUAAAAGAGACACAAGUUAUCACAUCUCCACAUGCACCCAGCAAGCCCUGACUCCGGCGUUUCGUGUCGUCGUCACCAGGGGGAUUAUGAAACAUUUUAAAUUUUCAUUUGCAUUAUUCGGUCACUACCAGUCGGGUCGACUUUUUCCCACGACUUUUGUUUCACCGCAACCCAAAACCCAACCACGCUGAUCGGAGUACAGCAAUCGAGAAACAAAAAAAAAACGCACAACUUGGCGCAAACCAAUCCUACUCGAAUAUUGAUGAAUUUUACAAAUUGUUUUUCCAGCCUACAGAUUUGUCUGAUCAAAAUGUAGCACAAAUAAUGGCAUACUAAAUGCCAUCGGUCGGGCUAAAUGCUCGCAGAAAAAAAAAACUCCGAUCCAAUUUCAUUCUCAAUCGCGUCUCCGCACUUCAAAAGUCCGCGUACUCUCCACCCACGUUCAACAAAAAACAACAGAAGGCAAAAAGCAAUGGAACAAUUUCCCACAUGCAGAUAUUAUAUAUUUUUCACAUUUUAAUUCACGAUGCAAAUAUUCAAAAUAUUUAGACUCGCAGCCAAACACGUUGUUCGUAUCUGCAUACAUAAAACGGCUCGGCUGAAUGGGAUAAAAACAUGGUACGGUGCGCAUUGCAUGUUCCUCUCCGCGGUGGAAAGUUACCGAUGAUGGUUAUUACUAUUGCUGAUUGUAUUUUUUUACAAAUUUACUUUGACAAAACUCAACACAACACAAAAUUAGUUACCAUAGCUGUAAUCAAAUUUAGCAAAAACAUCUUGCAUCAGUCAGUGUGAAAAUAAUGCUUACAAAACAACAACGGUAGGUUAUUGGAAUCAAACUUAAGAAUUUUAACACUUGGAAGAACAACAUAAAACUUUUUCACUGUUUGAGCACUCGCGUAACGAACUGUAAGAAAGACUUUGAAAAUAA
Molecule: messenger RNA, 8476 nt
Organism: Aedes albopictus (Asian tiger mosquito)
Lineage: Eukaryota; Metazoa; Arthropoda; Insecta; Diptera; Culicidae
Exons: 12
Coding region: 375-5780 (1801 amino acids)
Source: RefSeq, a predicted model, not a curated record